UCGUAACGCCGCCCCAAAUCGCGCGGCGAUAUCUUCCUUCUGCGUUCAUGUCGACGGUGGGGUACGGACCUCUCCCUCCGUAUCCGAUUCCGCCAUGGACGCUGAGGAAAUCGAUGUCGAAGAAGAAGAGAUGGAAGUAGAGGAGGUGGAGGAGGAGGAGGAGGAAGAGGAUCCCGAGGAAGAGGAAUUGAUUGAAGAGGUGGAAGAGGAAGUGAUUGAAGAAGAGGAAGAGGAUCCUGAGGAAGAGGAAUUGAUUGAAGAAGUGGAAGGGGAAGUGAUUGAAGAAGUGGAAGAGGAAGAGGAUCCCGAGGAAGAGGAAGAAGUGGUUGAGGUGGAAGAGGAAGAAGUGGUUGAGGUGGAAGAGGAGGGAGAAGAACAGGCGAAUCAGGAUGUAGAAGAAUCUUGUAAUUCACCGAGUAAACCUUCCGAUUUGCAAGAAGAUGUGGAAAGGGGCUCUGAGUCCAAUAGGCUUGAUGGACGCUUAGCCUCAUGUUCGUCCAGGACAGAGGAAUUCAAGUCAUGUCCAGAGUUGAAUUCUGAUGUUCGAGUGUUGAAGUCAACCUCACCUUCAGAUGAGCAAUCAACAACCCUAAAGGAUACAUGUCUAAGCUUUGAAAACUCAGAGAAGGAACUGACUUUGACUGAAGAUAAAGGAACCCAAGAUGCAUGGGAAGAUGAGAAGGAUUCUGAGUUGCCAACAGGAGAUUCAAAAGUUAACAAUCUAAGUCUGGAAAACAAUGAUAAGCCUAGACCGGAUAAUAUUGAGUUGGUAAGUCUUGGGAACACAGGGAUCAGUAACACUGCUGGAGGAAAGACUUGUGAUUCCGUUCCAAGCAGCAGUGGCGUGGGUCAGAGACCCAAUGGUGCUUGUAAUUCUGGGAACAAGCGAAGCAAUAUCAAGUCCGAAGACGAAAAUAGUGGCACCGUUUCCGGUAACCGUGCUGGAGAUAAGGUCUCUGAUUCUGUUCCAGGUGGUGCUGACAUUUGUCAGAAAACCGAUUUUGCUUGUAAUUCUGGAAAGGGCCGAAGCAAUAUCAUAUUUGAAGAUGAAAAGAGGGGAAUAAAGUCAAGGCCAAGGAGCUUUUCCCCUGGAGGUGAAAUUAAGGAACCGCAACAAAAACGUGCAGGAAUUGUUUGUGAUUUCUUUGCCAAAGGGUGGUGCAUCAGAGGGAAGUCCUGUAGGUUUCUUCAUGUAAAAGAUAAUUCAAAUAACGCUAACCAACGACAGGCAAGCAAUAAUGUAGCUGGAAACAGUGAAAUUCGGCCUGGUGAAGAAAGAAUAACAUCGGACAAUAGAGUUAGUGGAAAAUCUUGUGAGGCAAAACAGAAUAGCGAGGCUAGUUUACAUAGCAGAGAGAAAAUAUAUGUGGUCAACUCCCAAGCCUCUCAAAGGUUUUUCUCUUCCAAAGAGGAUAUGGGGUUUAUGUGGUCAUCAAAGGACAUGGGAAGAGAGAGACUGAAGCAAAAUUUCGGAGCUGAUGGCCUUGAGAACAGGUCUUUAUUCUUUAAUGGCGGGGAUCCCUCCAUACCUAGAAGCAGCUCUGUUCACGGGCAUAGAUCCUCGGUGUCUUCCAGCAGUAAACUUGAUAUCGUACCUUCUCAACCAGCAUGGACAAGAUCAUUUCACACGAGUGUGUCUGCUUCUGGUGGGCAGGGGCAGUUUGAUAGUGGGAAUAAGUUUUAUGGAUCUGAAUCACUUUCUCAUCGAGAUCCUGAAGGCAACGCUGCUAGCAAGAAAGCAAAAGUUACUUCAAAUGAUUGGGAACCUUCUGAACCUUUUCGACCAUCUUUUGUCAUUCCACCUUCAAUACUUCCUCCAUGCAGUACCAUGUAUGACCCCUUCCUCGAUGGCAUGGAUGCACAAAAUCUAGAAGACGAUCUUCUUAAUGAUUCAGUGUCAAGCAAAGGGGAACACACUCAAAAAACAUCCCAUCAUCACAAAGAUGGUGAUUCCGGAAGUGGGCCUCAAGCCGAAGACUGCAAUGAUGAUAAAAGCAGUUCUUGCAGUCAAAAUCAAUACCAAGAAGCUGCACCAGAAAAGAAUUCUGAAAUACAUGAAAUGGAGAUGAUGGCUACUUCUGUGGUUGAGCAAAAUGAGGUAAACCCCAAGAAGGGAAAAUCUUCAGGGCCUGCACAUAAAAAAGAUGUGAAAAGAAGUAGGCCUGCUGGAGGUUAUGACGCUUGGCGUAAAAGCAACAUGUCUUCCAAUAUAAAGAUUGCGAGAGCAGACAAGGCGACAGAUGAUGUAGAUGGUGAAGUAAGGUCUGAUGCUGGAAUGAAAGUAAUGAGAAAUUUCCGGACAGCACUUAUAGAAAACAUCAAAGAACUGUUGAAACCGAUAUGGCGCGAAGGUCGGCUCAGUAAAGACGUGCAUAAUAUGAUAGUGAAAAAGGCCGUCGAGAAGGUAAUUAGCACUGCUGUCCAGUUCCACCAGGUUCCAACUGAUACCGAAUCCAUUGAGCAAUAUCUUUCUGUUUCCCAAACCAAAAUUGUGAAGCUUGUGGAGGGAUACGUUGAGAAGUUCCGUAAAUCCUAAGGCUUUCGGUCUCCAAGCAGACACCCCAUUUGUUGUACAUAUCGAUCGGGUGGUUCAAUUGCAGCUUUUGCCUGAACGAUUCCGACACUGAUCGAGUUUCCUAACUGUUCAUCCAUCGGGAAGAAGACUGGGAAAACGUAUAAUGUUGAGCUGGUUAUCCAAAGUUCGUGAGAGACAGGCAUCACGUGAUUGGAACAUUGUUCACGUGUCACUGUCUUAGGCCAUCUUUCGUUGUGGGCCCUCAUAAUGGGUUGUCGUUUAGUACAAUGAUGACACCCCAUCUCCUUCUCUCUUAUCCCAUUUUGACUUUUCAAGGUUUCAGUAAAGGGUGAUUAUGUAAUUUCCACUUAUGAAAUGAUAUGAUUAAUAUCAAUUCCCAACUGUGUAUUAUAUCGUAAAAAUUAAACAAAGAUAAUCUGAAAUUCGGACAAAAAUUAUUGUAGAAUUCGUAUGACCAAUUACUUGAGUUCCAUAUUUA
Molecule: messenger RNA, 3014 nt
Organism: Tarenaya hassleriana
Lineage: Eukaryota; Viridiplantae; Streptophyta; Magnoliopsida; Brassicales; Cleomaceae
Product: protein FRIGIDA-ESSENTIAL 1
Exons: 7
Coding region: 95-2536 (813 amino acids)
Molecular function (GO): metal ion binding
Source: RefSeq, a predicted model, not a curated record